GGAUAAAGGGGAGGGGUUUUGGAGAUUGGGGAGUGAAAGGAGGAAUUUGGGUCAGAGCCGGGAAUGAGGGAGUUAAAUCCUGGGAUUUGGGGCAUUUCCAGGCCAAAUCCGGGCAUCCGGGGGCCCAAAUGCCAGCUUUGGGGAUAAAGGAGCAAUUCCCGGGGUUUGGGAGUGAAAACGGAAUUCUGGGGGCAAACCCGAGGAUUUGGAGGGGGGAAAUGAGGAAAUUUGGGGACAGAAAUGAGGAUUUGGGAGCGAAAAUGAGUAAUCUGGGGUGAAAAGAGGGAAUUUGGGGGGGAAAGUGGCAAAUUUGGGGUGAAAAUGAGAAAUUUGGGGUCAAACCCAAGGAUUUGGGAGCGGAAAACGAGGAAUUUUGGAUGGAUUUUCGGGGGCAGAACCUCUCUUUUUGGGCCAUUUUUAGCCAAAAACCCCCCUUUUGGGGCCCAACCCUUUCCGUGCCAUUUUCGGGAUACGAAUCCGGAUUUUUUUUGGGGCUCGAAUCCCCAUUUUUGGGGAUUUCUCUCUUUUCCAUUCCUCUCCUUCCCAGCACCUCCUGGAAACGCCCUUCGGGGUCGUCCAUGCGUGGAUUUCGGGGUCCCCCCGGCCCGGCCGCCCCUCCCUGGUGACCUGGCCGGACGUGGGACACACGCACCGGACCUGUUUUUCGGAGCUUUUUGGGCACCCGGAGAUGUCGGAGAUCGCCCGCAACUUCCACCUGGUGCAGCUGGAGCCGCCGGGGAUGGAGGAGGGGGCUCCUCCCUACCCCUCCGGGUACCAGUACCCCUCCCUGGAGCAAUUGGCCGAGGCUGUCCCGGGGGUCCUGCAGGGCCUGGGCUGCUGCACCCCGAGGCCGUGGAGGGGCUGGUGCUGGUCAACCUCGACCCCCGUGCCAAGGGCUGGAUGGACUGGGCUGCCAGCAAGCUCUCAGGGCUGACGACGUCGACGAACGAAAUGAUCCUGGGGCACCUCUUCACCCAGGACGAGCUGGCCGCUGCCUCUCCCGUUGUCCGGCGGCUCCGGGAGCACCUGCCGGCCAUGCCCAACGCCCCCCUCCUCUGGACCAUGUACACCAGCCGCGGUGACCUCGGCUUGGAGCGGAGCGGGGCCAGAAGCCUGAGCUGCCCAGUCCUGCUGGUGGUCGGUGACAACUCCCCACACGAGGAUGCUGUGGUGGAGUGCAAUGCCAAACUGGACCCGACGCAAACGUCCUUCCUGAAGAUGGCCGACGGUGGCGGGCAGCCGCAGAUCACCCAGCCCGGCCGGCUGACAGAGGCCAUCAAGUACUUCCUGCAGGGCAUGGGCUACAUGGCCGCCUCCGCCAUGACGCGCCUGUCCCGCUCCCGAACCGGCUCGGUCACUGCGGGCGAGGGCGAGCGCAGCCGCAGCCGGACCCUGAGCCGGGGCAGCAUCGGGGGCGGGGCCGCCCCUCCCCCCACCGCCAACCCCUGAGGGAUUCCCACCUUUUUCCCCCCCCGCAAAAACGCACCAGGAGCUCUCCCUGACCCCUGGGACCCCUCCGGGGACCCACCUCCAACCCUCCGGGACCCCCUGAAUGACCCCUGGGGAGCCCCCAGGACACCCUGGGACUCGCCCUGUGAGGCCGGAGAAGCCCCCACAGACACUCCGCACCCCCAUCCCCAAAGCCUUCUGGGGCCUCCAACCCCCACCAAGACUCCCCUGGACCCCCCCUCCAUCCUCCCUCCUCCCCCAGCAACAUCUGGGACCCCGACAUGGGCUCCCUGUGGUGGCAAUAAAGGGUUAAAGCAGU
This is a messenger RNA of Corvus hawaiiensis (hawaiian crow), 1768 nucleotides long. RefSeq names its product protein NDRG2-like. NCBI's taxonomy places the organism in Eukaryota, Metazoa, Chordata, Aves, Passeriformes, Corvidae. Gene Ontology annotation, biological process: signal transduction. Gene Ontology annotation, cellular component: cytoplasm. The coding region runs from base 322 to 1449 and encodes 375 amino acids. The transcript has 12 exons. The record is from RefSeq and is a predicted model, not a curated record.